Messenger RNA from Colletotrichum chrysophilum, 753 nucleotides. RefSeq lists its product as uncharacterized. The record is from RefSeq and is a predicted model, not a curated record. Bases 1 to 753 code for a protein of 250 amino acids. NCBI's taxonomy places the organism in Eukaryota, Fungi, Ascomycota, Sordariomycetes, Glomerellales, Glomerellaceae. The transcript has 2 exons.
AUGGCCGAGGAACGUGAUAUGUCGCUUUGCAGUACCUGCUCGUCUAUUGAUCUCCUCAACAUCCCCACAUACCCGGAAAAAUACAUGCUGAACAAGGGAUCCAUCUUUAGACCCACCUUGAGUUUGUUGCAACUCUGGGGUCCUUGGAAAGAAGACGAAGUAUCGCAAUUUGGCGUUCAGUUCCAUCGAACUUUCGAAGACCUGUUGAACGCAUCAACAGAUUGCGCCGUCUGUGUCGCGGUGCUCAACGGCGCUUACGUCUUCAAGAGCUGGCUUGCCCAAUUGAGCAGGCAGAAUAAUGAUGGACAUAUCAGCAAGUACCUCAAGGACGGCUCAGUUUGGGAGAUGCAACUCGUCAAAUACUCCGAGGACACGGACAAUAUCUUGGUCAUAUCCUUCGACGCGGAGCAGGAUGCCAUCAAUCUCAUUGGCGACGUGAAUUUGCCGACCAGAGUUCUCGACGUCGGCAUCCAAGACGACCAAACGAACAUCAAGCUGUGCGAGGUCCGACACGCACCUGGAAAAUACGCCGCCUUGAGCUACAUGUGGGGUCAAGGAAAAGAUCAUUUCCGGACCACCCUUGCCAGUCUCGAAGAACACAAGUCGGGCAUCGAUAUGAAGGUCAUGCCCCAGACAUUUCAAGAUGCUAUCGUCACGACGCGAAGAUUGGGAUUACGCUACCUCUGGAUUGACGCACUCUGGUUAGUACUCUUCAUCUACAAGAAUCCCAAUGUCCGGAAAGGUGUGCUCUGA